AUGGAUUCGACUGCGUUCCUCUCGAACUCACCUCUCCCUAUUGCCUUCCUGACACCAGAGGAUACAGGAUACCCCCAAUUGUUUCCUAACACUGAUGAUGUCAGCCUACAUGAACCUGCUGUGGGCAAUCAUGACAUUCUUGUUUCCGGCAUGAACGUGUUUGAUGAUGUUGUUGGCAGCAAUAUGGCAAACAUCAAUGCUGACUUCCAGACGACUUCAACAACGGCCUCCUCCCCAAGACGGUACACACGAGAUUUGUCUGGCCUUGGAGAGGAGUUUUGCUCAACUAUCCCAACGCCUGUGCGAACACUCCUUGAAGAUCAUACCAUUUUCCAUUUCGCUAAAUCACAGAAAACCAAUGCAUGA
Molecule: messenger RNA, 366 nt
Organism: Monascus purpureus
Lineage: Eukaryota; Fungi; Ascomycota; Eurotiomycetes; Eurotiales; Aspergillaceae
Source: the annotation of a GenBank genome assembly